Nerophis lumbriciformis (worm pipefish) is the source of this 474-nucleotide messenger RNA. The record is from RefSeq and is a predicted model, not a curated record. Lineage: Eukaryota; Metazoa; Chordata; Actinopteri; Syngnathiformes; Syngnathidae.
AUGAUUCGUGUACGGACGCCCACCGCCGAAUCCACGCAAGCUUUCGCGGCGAAGCUCGCCGUACACCUCCGAGACUACGGCCCUCCGUCGUUAGUGAUUGGUCUUGGCGGUGACCUUGGGGCGGGAAAGACGACGUUUACCCAGGGCUUCGUCGCCGGACUCGCACCCGACGACGACAUCUACGUCACCUCGCCCACCUUCGCGAUCGCCCAGAUCUACGAAACGAUUCCACCCGUUCGCCACUUGGACCUGUAUCGAUUGGCAGACCUCGAUGAGUUGGAGGCGAUCGGCUAUCGCGAUCUCUACUUCGCGCCGGGUUUCGCACUGGUGGAGUGGUUCGACCGAGUGACGGAGGCUCUGCCUCGUGAUUGGAUGGAGAUUGACCUUGCCGUGGGACCAUCGGACGUGCGCGAAAUCGCGCUCCGCGCCCACGGGGAGGCGCAACGCGCCCUGCGCAACUUCUCGUACGACUGA